Molecule: messenger RNA, 1085 nt
Organism: Cuscuta epithymum
Lineage: Eukaryota; Viridiplantae; Streptophyta; Magnoliopsida; Solanales; Convolvulaceae
Source: the annotation of a GenBank genome assembly
CUUAUUUGACUUUUUCUUGAACCAGAGCUAAUUGGAGUCACAAUUCAUUUUCAUCGCUUGAAAGCACCCUUUUCGUUAAAGUGUAGUUUUCAGUAUGAAAAAAUCAAGCUGUUCUUAUACAGUUUUGUGCUUCAGGAGCCAGGUUGGUGGGUGACUAUUUUUCUCAUAUCUUUUCUUCGGUGCAAGGAAGUUGUGAUGCUGUUUUUGAGUGUGUUAAUCGACCGCUGAAUGAGCAUCAUAAUGAGCAGCUCCUUCGGCCUAUGAGAAGUGAAGAGGUCAAGGAGGCUGUUUUUGCUAUGUACCCGGACAAGUCACCGGGCCCGGAUGGUAUGAGCCCGGGGUUCUUCCAACAUUUUUGGGAUGUGAUUGGCCCGGAUGUUGUAAGCUUUUGCAGAUAUGCCUUUGAGUCAGGAUCGCUUCCCGAGAGAGUUAAUCACACCCACAUUGUACUUAUUCCUAAAAAAGAGCAUCCCAAGGUAAUAGGUGAUUGGAGGCCUAUAUCCUUAUGUAAUGUUGUUUACAAGAUAUUUUCCAAAAUGUUAGCAAAUCGGAUGAAGAGUCUUUUAUAUGGGUGUAUCUCGGAGCAGCAGAGCGUGUUCAUCCCCGACAGGUCCAAUGUACAUAACAUCAUGUUGGCCUUUGAGUCCCAACAUUAUUUAAAACGGAAGAGACAAGGAAAGGUGGGUUACGCGACUUUAAAACUGGACAUGAGCAAGGCAUAUGAUCGGGUGGAGUGGCCUUAUUUGGAAGGAAUGUUGAGGCACCUGGGUUUUAAUGAGAGGUGGGUACGGUGCGAUUACUGAUGGAAUGUGUGACUACAGUUACAUACUUCAUUCCCUUUGAUGAUACAGAGAUUGGACCCAUUUAUCCUACCAGGGGGUUACGUUAGGGGGGGCCUUUGUCACCUUACUUAUUCCUCUUGGUGGCCAAGGGGCUAAUUGUGUUGCUCCAGAGACAGGAGAUUUUAGGUCGUAUCCGUGGUGUAGCAGUGGCAAGAGGGGCUCCGAGGAUUUCUCACCUUCUUUUCGCGGACGACAGUCUGCUUUUUUUUUUUUCUUUUUUCAAGCCAGUCAUGAUGAGUUCUC